Messenger RNA from Magallana angulata, 638 nucleotides. RefSeq names its product cerebellin-3-like. The coding region runs from base 38 to 592 and encodes 184 amino acids. Gene Ontology annotation, molecular function: protein binding. NCBI's taxonomy places the organism in Eukaryota, Metazoa, Mollusca, Bivalvia, Ostreida, Ostreidae. The transcript has 3 exons. The record is from RefSeq and is a predicted model, not a curated record.
CUUUAUUUGUCAGACCAACACACACACGUACAUCUAAAUGAGUUUCCUAUUCGCCUCAAAGGUCGAUAAUCUGCAUGGAACAGUUCUUUUUUUUCUUCUGUUGUUGGGAGUUAGUAGAAGUGACGACUUUAUCGCCAAGUAUGAUAAAUACAAUACCGUCUGUAGAAGAAUGGGAUAUCAAGAUAAACAGUGUGAAGAAAGAGAUGUAGUUGCAUUUCAUGCACGACUGUCAAAAGAUCAGAAGAAUUUAAAAGGAAAGGACAUCGUUGUUUUCGGUACCGUUACAUUAAACACCGCAAAAGCUUAUAACCCUACCACGGGCAAAUUCACCGCUCCAAACAAAGGUCACUAUUCUUUUACGUGGACUAUUGCAUCUAGCCCAGGAGCUAGGUUCAGUACGCAACUCGUCAUAAAUAGCAAACCUGUAAGUUACUGUCAUGUCGAUGGGAAAACAGGGGGAAACAACUAUGAGACUGGAUCAUCAACCGUCAUCCUUAAAAUGGAGAAAAACGACGUGGUAUCAAUAUUAGUGUAUGGUGCUGGGGAGCUGGCUCUUUGGGAUUGGUCUUCUUUCUCGGGUUUUAAAUUGUAAAGCAGACUUUUGAUUUCCUUUUAUACGCAUAGCAAUAAACGAUAAA